Molecule: messenger RNA, 834 nt
Organism: Vitis vinifera (wine grape)
Lineage: Eukaryota; Viridiplantae; Streptophyta; Magnoliopsida; Vitales; Vitaceae
Product: hydroxymethylglutaryl-CoA synthase
Exons: 6
Coding region: 1-819 (272 amino acids)
Biological process (GO): acetyl-CoA metabolic process
Molecular function (GO): hydroxymethylglutaryl-CoA synthase activity
Source: RefSeq, a predicted model, not a curated record
AUGGUUGUAACUAAGAACCACAUUCUUUACGAUCAAGUUCAAGACUUGCAAGACCUUUUUUAUGAUAACCAUUUUAUAAUAGCUUCUUCAUUGAACAGUUUGACAGUUGUUACCUCCCUCCUCGAGAAAUAUGGGAUUGACCCAAAACAAAUUGGUCGGCUGGAAGUAGGCAGCGAGAUUGUGAUAGACAAAAGCAAAUCCAUUAAGACUUUCCUGAUGCAAAUUUUCGAGGAAUGUGGAAAUAAUGACAUCGAAGGUGUUGAUUCAAGUAAUGCAUGCUAUGGGGGAACUGCAGCUUUAUUCAACUGUGUCAACUGGGUGGAGAGUAGUUCAUGGGAUGGACGCUAUGGACUUGUUGUUUGCACAGACAGUGCGGUUUAUGCAGAAGGACCAACUAGGCCUACUGGAGGAGCAGCUGCUAUUGCUAUGCUAGAAGGGCCUGAUGCUCCUAUUGCAUUUGAAAGCAAAUUGAGGGGAAGUCAUAUGUCACAUGCAUAUGAUUUUUACAAGCCUAAUCUUGCUAGUGAAUAUCCGGUAAUACUUCCUGCUCCCUCUUUUCCUUUUGUGUUGUUGUCAAUUGUCUUGCAUUGCCAACAUAUGGAAGCAUUUUCCUCUCUUCUAACUUGGAUUUUGGUGGUUAUUUAUACCAUGCAAAUGCAUCAUCUUCUUGCUUUCUAUAGAUAUGAGAAAUUGGAGGGCAAGCAAUUUUCCAUUGCUGAUGCUGACUACUUCGUAUUUCACUCUCCAUAUAAUAAGCUUGUACAGAAAAGUUUUGCUCGAUUAGUGUUCAAUGAUGUUGUGAGAAAUGCCAGGUUCUAAUCGUUUCUUUAUUUG